AUGGAAUCUUCUGUUGAAAACAGAUCUCCGAAUGCCUCCUGUAAUUCACAACCUAAAAAAUCAACCAAGACUGUUCGACAUAAACCAGAUACUUACAAAGCUACAUGUAUUUUAUGUAAAACUUCCAUGAAGGCUAAAAUAUGUGUAAUUCGAACCCAUGCCAAAGGUCAAACUCACAUGCGAAAUAUUAGUGGCACUAAGAAGCAAACUCCCAUCACUACUUUUACAGAAUCUAAUAUUAAUAAUAACUCUAACAACUCGGUACAUAGAGCUGAGAUAAAAUUGUGUGGUUUUUUAUCAAAACAUAAUCUUUCAUUUAAAAUCAUGGAUCAUCUUGGUCUAUUAUUGAAAAGUUGCUUUCCUGAUUCACAAAUCACUCAAAAAAUUCAAAUGAAAAGUACUAAAUCUUCUGCUAUUGUUAAGAAUGUCAUUGUCGUAUCUAAAAAAGAAUAUUUAGCUAACAAAUUGAAGAAUAAUAAAUUCAGUAUACUUGUUGAUGAAUCAACUGAUAUAUCAGCAAUUAAAGCACUGUGUAUUGUUAUGAGAUUUUAUGAUUGUGAAGCUAGUAAAAUUGUUAGCCGUUUUUGGGACCUCUGCCAAGCCUUCAGUGACACUAAUCUGGUUGAUGCAGCAACUGCAGAACAUCUUUUCAAUAUUGUGAAAUUAUCAUUUGAUGAAUAUCAAAUCCCCUACUCCAAUAUCAUUGGUUUCGCUUCGGAUGGUUGCAAUACAAUGAUGGGGUGUAAUAAUUCAGUUGCCACCAGAUUUCAAGAUUUAUGUCCUAAUAUAUGCAUUUUUAAAUGCAUAUGUCAUUUUUUGCACCUUUGUGCAAGUACUGAUUGCAAACAACUACCCAGACAAUCUGAAGAUUUGGCACGUGAUGUUUUCAACUUGUUAAGUGCAAGUGCUAAACGACAAUUUGAGUUGAAAGAGUUUCAAGAGUUCUUAGACGUUGAAGUACACAAGAUUUUACACCCUUCUUAA
Chelonus insularis is the source of this 984-nucleotide messenger RNA. RefSeq lists its product as uncharacterized. Bases 1 to 984 code for a protein of 327 amino acids. The record is from RefSeq and is a predicted model, not a curated record. Lineage: Eukaryota; Metazoa; Arthropoda; Insecta; Hymenoptera; Braconidae. The transcript is spliced from 3 exons.